AUGGCGCAGAAUAAGCGAAAAUGCAAGAAACUUAAUUUGCUGAAGGAUCAAAUGUUCCUAACGAAAAAAUAUGUAGAUAUGAAUGAUCCAAUAUAUGAUAGUGAAAUUGAAGAUGAAAAUUGUUUCUAUAGUAUCCUGAACGCUGAAGAAAUUGAGUACUCACAAAAAGUAUCGGAAAUGAAAAAUAAAAUGUUUGAAGAUUUGAAUAUUUUAUCCUUUGAAGAAUUCGAGAAAAAAUGCGAUUUACUAAUUGAGAACUUUUUUGCAGGAAGUAAUUUUCAAGAGUUUAUUGAAGAUGUGAAGGAAUUAAAUGUAAAGAAAUAUAAUGACUAUUUGGUUUUACAACUAAUUAAGAAAUCUUUUGAUCGAGAUGAUGAGUGCCAAAUUAAUGUGUCAUGUUUGUUGAAUGUUUUAAGUAUUACAAAGUUAAUAAACGCUGAACAAGUGCAAAGAGCUUUUGAAAAAAUUCUUCUUAGUUUAGAUGAUAUGAAAUUAGAUUGCCCUUUAUGCUAUGAAAUUUUUUUAAAAUAUCUCAGAUUUAGUACAUUAGAUAAUGUUAUAGACAAGAAUUAUAUUUUUAAAUUACCUACUGCCUUUUUUGAUAAUUUGGGAAUAGAUAAUUUGAAUGAACAGGAAUUGCGGUUAUUCAAUGCUAAGGAGAAUGAUACAGCAUUAAAUGAAGAACAAGCACAUGAAGAGAUGAAUAACAUAAAUAUGAAUCAUACCCAAGAUUCUAAACUUGCGCUAGAAGCAAGCGGUUCAAAUGGUUCAAGCAGUGUAGGUGAAAAGAAUGGGGAGCAUUAUGAUAUGUAUGCACAGAAUCUUGAAGAUGUAGAAGAGAAAAAAAGAGUAAAGGAUGAAAUAUGGAAGGAUACACUACUGUGGGUUUUAGAGUUAAAUAUGAAAGACGUACAAAAGGAAAAAAAGGAAUUUAAACAAAAAUCAAGAGAUUUUUUAGUAGACUUUUUUAAUGAUGGAGAUAUGAAUGAAGUAAUUGAAUUUUUAAACAAUACGAAUAGUUUGUUUCAUUAUGAAUUUAUUAGAAUUAGUAUAAUAGAAUCAUUUAGCAAAAAUAAUAUAUGUAGAAAGUUUAUAUCCUACUUGUUAGAUAAUUUAUGCGAAACAUAUUUUUUCAAAGGGGAUAUUAUCAUAGCCUUUGUAAGAAUUAUUGGGUACAUCGAUGAUUAUGAAAUAGACUUUCCUCAAGCUAAAGAAAUGAUAUGCAAAUUUUUACUUCGUUGUAUCUAUGAUGAUGUGUUAUACCCAGCCUUUUUAAGCGAUAUUUAUACAUUGCACAUAGGAGGUGUUACUGGCAUGAUGAUUUGUAAUAAAACCCAACAAAGGAUUAAUGAUAAAAAGAAAUUAAAUUUAAAUAACAUAAAUUAUAUAUGGGAUGAAGAUGAUACAUAUGAAAAAAUGAAAUUGAAAAGAAAAAUUAAUAACACUUUAUUAGAAUAUUUUUAUUCCUAUAUAGAUGAAGAGGAGUUUUAUUUGUACGUUGAUGAAUUUUUACCUCUAUAUCAUGAUUUAUGCAAUUAUGUUGUUAAAAAAAUGUUUGUGUUGAAUGUUGAUAUUAACAACGACUUAAAUUUAUCCUUCAAACUUGUUGAUUGUUUGUUAAAAAAAAAUUUUAUUUCAGAAAAAAAUAUUGAAGGAGGAGUAAUUGAGGUUUUGAACUCAUUAAAGGACAUUAUUUUAGAUAUACCAAAAUAUCCCGAAGAAUUUAAAAAAAUUGUAACACACUUAUUGCAAAUGAAUUACAUAUCGCAGGAAAUAUUUGAAGAUGCUUCUAAAGAAAUUGAAACAUUUAAUAUGUAG
Molecule: messenger RNA, 1818 nt
Organism: Plasmodium malariae
Lineage: Eukaryota; Apicomplexa; Aconoidasida; Haemosporida; Plasmodiidae
Product: conserved Plasmodium protein, unknown function
Exons: 1
Coding region: 1-1818 (605 amino acids)
Biological process (GO): negative regulation of DNA-templated transcription
Source: RefSeq, a predicted model, not a curated record